AUGUUGGGACCAUCACAAUGCCGGUGUUUGGGAAUCACUCCGAUGGAUGAGAACAUAGCGGAGCCUUCUGGUGAAACCAGUAGCGAGGAAAGGUCGGCCGGCGUGCGUCUUGUCGUCCUGAACCUUCCCGAGGACGAAGGCGAUGGGCUAGGCUUCAGACUGACUAGGACGCUAUGGGAUCCUUAUCCAUGGGUUCGCGAAGUGACCCCAGGGGCGAGAGCUGACUUGGCCGGUUUAAAGACCGGCGACUGUCUACUGCAGGUCGAUGGCAGGGACCUAUUAGGGAUGCCGGUGGGGCAAGUGGCGGGGUUGAUCAGAGGAGACGGCACGGGGGGAGGCGUCUCACUCCUAGUGUGGAAUUGCGGCGUCGAUCCUAAAGACGAUCCUGAGCUACUGUGGAGUUGCGGCGGGGGCUCCCGCGGCGAGAAGUCGCGCCGAGCGCUCGCUGGCGUCAUAAAGGCGCUGUCUUGCUGCGUCUGCGCCGCGACGGCCACCAAGGCCCUCACCUGCGCGAGGUCCCAUCUCUAUUGCGAAGCAUGUUGGAGCCGACUUGAGCGAUGCGCGUUGUGUCGAGAGAAUUUACCUUCGAAAGAAUCUCCAUAUUCAAGAAACUUGGUGGCUGAACAGCAUAAAUUGGUCGCUAAACUAAGACAAGCCUGUUCGUUGGCUGAUUUGCAGAACACUGCAACGUCUGCCUGUACUUUAUCUAAGUCAUUAAAUAAUAUAAGUAUAGGAAACCAAUGCUGCAGCAGUGGUAGUAAUAGCAACUCUUUGGACAAUGUUAGAUCCAAUUACGUACCAGCAUGUGAUCCUCCCGUAUAUGUGUUGGCUGCGCCACCACCUAUUUAUAAGUGGGAUUGGAGAAUGCCCGUCAUGCCUAGGGAACAAAAGGUAGCAUCAAAGCAGCAACAAGAUGAAGUGAUUCAACCAGUGGACAUCAACCAUUUCUGGCACGACUCCACAUCAUGCAAGAAACACAGGAGGAACAAGCACGCCGCGCACGAGGAACAACUGCGUGCUAUUCGGGAGGAACGAGGCGCGUGGACA
This is a messenger RNA of Iphiclides podalirius (scarce swallowtail), 1047 nucleotides long. Lineage: Eukaryota; Metazoa; Arthropoda; Insecta; Lepidoptera; Papilionidae. The record is from the annotation of a GenBank genome assembly.